Camellia sinensis is the source of this 2454-nucleotide messenger RNA. It is a transcript of the gene AO, whose product is annotated as L-aspartate oxidase. The record is from RefSeq and is a predicted model, not a curated record. Gene Ontology annotation, biological process: NAD+ biosynthetic process. NCBI's taxonomy places the organism in Eukaryota, Viridiplantae, Streptophyta, Magnoliopsida, Ericales, Theaceae. Gene Ontology annotation, molecular function: L-aspartate oxidase activity.
GAAAAACCAACGGCGCUCAAUAGGAUUAGAAGCAUGAAGGAGGGUAUGGCGCGAACUUCAACGAUGCUUCUUCGAAGCUAAAGUCAGCUGUGGCCCCUCGGAAAUAUAGGCUGCUCCUUCCUCCUUCAUCGCCUCUCUCUCUUCUCUCCUCUCUCUCUUUUUUUGCUUCAGAUCCUCUGAACAACAACAACAAUCGUACAACCAGGGUUUCGGACAAGAAAAAGAUCUUGUAACUAAAUUCCAAUGGCUACUAGUAUAGCUACUGGAAGCGGCAAAUUACAUUUCAAAAAGAUCUGCGGGGGACAAGGUCGCAGACAAACUUAUUGUGUCUCUGCUUUUGCCUUUCAGCGAUCCAUACAGAAGGACCUCUCAAGGUCAUGUGGAGUGUCCAAGUUCUUGCAACUCCAGAGAUGUAACCUCUCCCGCUCUCCAAUCGAAGAGAAUUCAAAACCCCUCAGAACAGUCACUACAUCGUGCUUGAGAGAUGGUUCUACAAAGUAUUUUGAUUUUGCUGUGAUUGGUAGUGGAGUUGCUGGCCUUCGCUAUGCUCUUGAAGUUGCAAAACAUGGAACUGUUGCGGUGAUAACCAAGGCUGAGCCUCAUGAAAGCAACACAAACUAUGCCCAGGGUGGUGUAAGUGCUGUGUUGUGCCCUUCAGAUUCAGUGGAGAAUCACAUGCGGGAUACAAUUGUGGCAGGGGCUUAUCUAUGUGAUGAGGAGACUGUUAGAGUCGUGUGUACUGAAGGACCUGAUAGAAUUCGAGAAUUGAUUGCUAUGGGUGCGUCAUUUGAUCAUGGUGAGGAUGGAAACUUGCAUUUAGCAAGGGAAGGAGGCCACUCGCAUCACAGGAUUGUUCACGCUGCUGAUAUGACAGGGAGGGAGAUUGAGAGGGCACUAUUGCAAGCAGUUGUCAACGACCCUAAUAUUUUCAUGUUUGAACACCACUAUGCAAUAGAUUUGCUGACUUCUCAGAAUGGUUCUGACACAGUUUGCCAUGGCGUUGACGCUUUAAAUACUGAAACACAAGAGGUCAUACGGUUCAUUUCUAAGGUGACCUUGCUUGCAUCUGGUGGGGCUGGACAUAUCUAUCCGACAACUACAAAUCCUCCGGUAGCCACCGGUGAUGGAAUGGCGAUGGCCCAUCGAGCUCAAGCUGUAAUUUCCAACAUGGAAUUUGUUCAGUUCCACCCAACUGCCUUAGCUGAUGAAGGCCUUCCCAUCACACCAAGCAAGAUCCGAGAAAAUGCUUUCUUGAUCACUGAAGCUGUCAGAGGCGAUGGAGGUAUCCUCUACAAUUUAGACAUGGAAAGGUUCAUGCCCAUGUACGAUGAGAGGGCAGAGCUUGCUCCUAGGGAUGUGGUAGCCAGAAGCAUUGAUGAUCAACUCAAAAAGCGUAACGAGAAGUACGUGUUACUUGACAUAAGCCACAAACCCCGGGAAAAAAUUCUCACCCACUUCCCCAACAUAGCUGCUGAGUGCCUCCGCUAUGGCCUAGACAUAACUCACCAACCAAUUCCAGUAGUCCCUGCUGCUCAUUACAUGUGUGGAGGAGUUCGUGCAGGGCUCCAAGGGGAGACAAAUGUGCGUGGUCUAUAUGUGGCUGGUGAGGUUGCUUGCACAGGAUUGCACGGAGCUAACCGACUUGCUAGCAACUCAUUGCUUGAGGCACUAGUUUUUGCUCGAAGAGCAGUGCAGCCUUCGAUAGAUCACACAAAGAGUUCCAAAAUUGACCAUACUGCUUCAGAUUGGUGGGAUCGACCAGUUGUGCCCUUGUCACUUGGUAGCGACAUGUUGGGAAAAAUUGUGAGGAGAACGAGGGAGGUGAGGAAGGAAUUGCAAUCGAUCAUGUGGGAGUAUGUUGGAAUUGUUCGAUCAACGACAAGAUUAGAAACUGCAGAGCAGAGGAUUGGGGAGUUGGAGUUGAAAUGGGAAGCAUAUUUGUUUCAGCAAGGUUGGGAACCAACAAUGGUAGGGCUUGAGGCUUGUGAAAUGAGGAACUUGUUUUGUUGCGCAAAGCUUGUCGUUAGCAGUGCCCUUGCUAGGCAUGAAAGCCGAGGACUACAUUACACUAUCGAUUUCCCCAAUGUUGUGGAAAGCAAGAGGUUGCCAACAGUUAUCUUCCCUUGUGCACUCGUGAAUAACACUUGGAGUUCACGACAACUUCAGAAUCAACACAUGAGAUAGAAAUGCGAACAUUGAACUUCAUUGUUGCAGCAGUCUCAGAUUAGAGCCUUUGAAGAGAGCUCACUAGGUUUUCCCUUUUCUCAGUUUUGAUUUUGAUUUUUUUUUUCUUUUCUCCUUGAUUCAUUGCAACAAAUAUGGAAAAAAAAGUAUUUUUGUUUUGAUUUUGAUUUUGAUUUUUUUUGAUUCAUUGCAACAAAUAAAGAAAAAAAAAAAAGCGUUUUGUACAGUUACUUUUCUGAUUGAAAUCUUAUUUUCUGUGUUCCAAUUUAA